AAUCAACCCCAGCAGCCUCACCCUCACCCUCACGGCAAAUGGCGAUUCCACGACACCCAAACCCAGCGUUACGGUCACACGCACAGCAGCAGCAAACACCAGGGAGACGCCAACUGGGCGCAGAUCGUGCGUGGACACUGCGUCGCACGGCAGCAGACUCCUAGCUGUGGGACGCACUCACCCGGAACGGGUCUCAACUUGUGGGCCACCAACCACCGAGAAAUAUUCUGUUUAUUUGGACGGAGAACCUCUGAAGAAACUGCCGCCCCGCCGAGGCAAAACGACGCAGGGGUCGCGAGCCGGCAGCCCACAGCUCUUGUCCAGUCGUCGCCGGCUCCUCGACCCUCAUCGCAGUUGCCGCCCCCGCGGUUGGCGCGUUCCCCCCGAUGGUCGCCCCGCUCUCCCGAGUCCUCGCCGCCCUCCUCGUCAUCGGCCUCCAUGUCCACGCCGCCCACGCUCUCUCAGGGUACCAGAUAAACUGCGGCGCGCGCGGCGAGCGCGUGGCCGGCAACGUGACAUGGGUCCCGGACGGGCCGUUCGUGCGCGCCGGCAACGCCGCCGCCGUCCCGUCCCCGCCGCCCGGGAUGCCGCCGAUGCUCGCCUCGCUCCGCUACUUCCCGGACGCGUCCGCCGGGAAGCACUGCUACGUGCUCCCCGCCGCGAGGAAGGCCACGUACCUGGUCCGCACCACGUACUACUACGGCGGGUUCGACGGCGGCGACAGGCCGCCCGUGUUCGACCAGAUCAUCGAGGGCACGCGGUGGAGCGAGGUCGACACGGCGGCCGACUACGCCCGCGGCCGCGCCACCUUCUUCGAGGCCGUCGUGCGCGCCACCGGCCGGCAGGUCAGCGUGUGCCUGGCCAGGAACGCGGCCACCGCGGCCACGUCCAGCCCCUUCAUCUCCGCGCUCGAGGUGGUGCCGCUGGACGACUCGGUCUACAACGCCACCGACUUCUCCUCCUACGCCCUCAGCACCAUCGCGCGCCACAGCUUCGGCCACCACGCCGACGUCCUCAGCCAUCCAGAUGCAGGAGAUGAGUUCAACCGGUACUGGGAGCCGUACAGCGACGGCGCCCCGGUGGUGGAGAGCCAGGGGAGCGUGGCGCCGGCGGCGUUCUGGAACAAGCCACCGGAGGAGGUGUUCCGGCGAGGACUGACGGCCAGCCGCGGGGACACCCUCGAGCUGCAGUGGCCGCCGGCGCCGCUGCCCAAGGCCAGCUACUACCUGGCGCUCUACUUCCAGGACAACCGGGCGCCGAGCCCGCUCAGCUGGAGGGUCUUCGACGUCGCCGUCAACGGCCAGGCCUUCUUCGCCGGCCUGAAUGUCUCGACGGCGGGGUCAAUGCUGUACGGCGCCGCAUGGCCUCUGUCCGGGCAGACCAAGAUCACGCUGACGCCCGCCCCGGGGUCGCCGGUCGGGCCGGUGAUCAACGCGGCGGAGGUCAUGAUGGUUGUUCCGCUCGGAGGGAGGACGCAUCCUAGAGAUGUGAUCGGCAUGGAGGGGCUCGCGAGAGGCUUCGCCAACCCGCCGUCGGACUGGAGCGGCGAUCCUUGCUUGCCCGUGGGGAACUCGUGGACCGGUGUUUCCUGCAGCCAAGGCGCACUUGCUCGAGUAACUGCUCUCAACCUCACCAAUUUCAGUGUUGAAGGGUCGAUAUCUGACCACAUUGCUAAUCUGACUGCAAUCUCCAGUGUCUGGCUUGUGGGGAACAAUCUGACAGGACAAAUUCCAGUUAUGAGCUCCCUGCAUCAUUUGGCAUCUCUGCACCUGGAGGACAACCAAUUGGCAGGGCCGAUUCCUCCGUCGCUCGGAGAACUUCCAAGACUUCAGGAGCUGUUUGUGCAGAACAACAAUUUACAGGGCAACAUUCCGAUCGGCCUCAACAGAACGAGCAUUACAUUCAAGUACACACCUGGGAAUAACCUUAACCAACAAUAACGUCGCAAGGAACAGAACAUCAGAUGUUCAUGGGAUAGUGAGAAGCCAUCGACAGACAACAGUGUGAGAAUGAGUACUGCACAUGCAUAUCUAAUUGGCAGAAGACAAUGUUGGCUUAUUUCUCUUUCGGUAUUGCCAAUGUUUUUGUUCUUUCUUGAAUUUUUUUGGGAGACAAAGGUGUUACUAUUGUAUAUGCCAACUGUACACUAUGAACUUCGUCGCACUUGAUUCCAUUUAUUUAUGUGUAUAUGUAAAUUUGUAAAUUUGUUAGAGAGGCAAUCAUGAAGAUAAUAUGCUUUUUUUUAUCAA
Molecule: messenger RNA, 2249 nt
Organism: Triticum urartu
Lineage: Eukaryota; Viridiplantae; Streptophyta; Magnoliopsida; Poales; Poaceae
Product: receptor-like protein kinase At3g21340
Molecular function (GO): protein binding
Source: RefSeq, a predicted model, not a curated record